UGCAUCAGACUCGCAUCACUUCAGUACGGUAUACGAACAAGCUCACGGAACCAAUAUUCAGACUUUGAGCGCCGAGUGUAAUUUAAAGGUUGAAUCUCUUUGCCUUCUGUUCCACGCAAACCAUCAUGUCGUCAGGAUAUACACAGUUCCAGAAUGAGGCUGAAGCUCCGGGGCCCACCUAUCCGCCCAGCCAGCCCCAACCUGAACAGGGCUAUGGCCCGCCGCCCCAAUACAACUACCCAACCUAUCCUGCUGGAAAUGCAGUACCGAUGGUUCAGGUAGUAGCACCAGAGCCUCAAACCAUCGUAUCCACCACCACUACCUGCCAGCCUCAAGAUUACUUCGGAUUGGCGCUCUUUGUGACCAUCUGUUGCUGCCUGCCCCUCGGCAUUGUGGGAUUGAUCAAGGCCAAUGACGUGCGCAACCGGUUCCUCGUCGGGGACAUCGCCGGCGCCGAGGAGGCCUCCAGGCAAGCCAAGACCUACUCUUUCGUGGGUCUUGGCAUCGGCAUUGGUUCGAUUGUCGUAAGCAUCAUUACUGUCAUUAUCAUUGUGGUAGUGUACGCGAGUGAGGCAAGUUAUGUUACCAGUGAAUACUACGGGUGAGGAUAUGUUCUGAUGACAUUGGAGAUCUUGUGAGAGUUGAGGGUGGAAAAAUAUGUUUAUUUCCUUUUUUUUUCUGUGAACUUUUUGAUUUUUUUUUUAAUAUGUCAAGGCCUUGGAGGUAUUUUGAAAAGUCCAGUUUUCUUUUUCUUUUCUGUGUUUUUUUUUAAAAGUAGGCCUAUGCUUGUUAUGUCAUCUUCCAGUCGCUCAAAACAUGCUGAAAAUAGGGGGAGGGGACAGUUAUAGUUCAAAGUGGGGAGUGGGGGAGCAUUCAGUUUUGGGGUAUGUAAAUCUGUGCUAAUCGUUUCUACUUUUAAUGUUCCUGUAGAU
Patiria miniata (bat star) is the source of this 932-nucleotide messenger RNA. Its product is annotated as proline-rich transmembrane protein 1-like. The record is from RefSeq and is a predicted model, not a curated record. Gene Ontology annotation, cellular component: membrane. Lineage: Eukaryota; Metazoa; Echinodermata; Asteroidea; Valvatida; Asterinidae. The transcript is spliced from 4 exons. Bases 126 to 605 code for a protein of 159 amino acids.